This is a messenger RNA of Meloidogyne enterolobii, 1047 nucleotides long. The record is from the annotation of a GenBank genome assembly. NCBI's taxonomy places the organism in Eukaryota, Metazoa, Nematoda, Chromadorea, Rhabditida, Meloidogynidae.
UUUUUUCUUCAGCCAUUUUUGGAUAUCUUUAUUCACCAACAACAACAUCAAAAUCUCUCCCUCUCCUCUCUCUUUUUUUUCUUAUCAAAUCCAUUAUUAAUUGUUAUUAUUUUGUUCCACUCUUCUGCUACUUUUCUAAUACCUUCACAAUCCAAAAAUAUUUAUUUUUUCCGCUACAACGCUCGAUUUAAUCGUAGAUCCGCCCCAGGCUGUUCUCUCAUCUCUAAUCUUUUCCUUUCUUUUUUGGCUUGUUUUAGGCUCUUCAUUUUAUUCUUGUUGCGUGUUUUUAAAUUUGGCUGUUUGAUUUUUUAUAUUAAGCCGAAGAUUACAUACUAAAGAGGACGAGAAUAAACAGAAAAAGCACAACUUUUUUCAACAAAAAAUAAAUUCUCUCUCUCUCCCCAAUAUUCACUCAAGCAUUUUAAAAACAUAAAAAUUCUGUGAACAUUUUGUGUUUUAAAAAACAAUUUUUUAAUUUAAUUUUUUCUACAUAAUUAUUUAAUUAAAAUGAUUGCUGUCUCAGAAAUUUGUCUAAGAAAAAUAUUAAUUAAAUUAAAAAUGCCAAAAGAAAAAAGGAAGAGAAAUAAUUUAUUAAAAUCUUUAAUAUUUAUUAAAUUAAUAUUAAUUAAUUCAAUUUUUGGAAUUUCUGAUGGAGCAAUUAAAUUAAAUAUAAUGUGCAAGGAUCUCUUUACUUGUACAGUGAAAAAUCGUUGUGUUCAAUUAGAUAGUUUACAAAGUUCUUUUGAAAAUGCAACUAUUGGAAAAAAUCUUUACAAUGAAUUGGAUAAAAAUAUAGAUUAUGGAUGUAUAUUUACAUCUGGAUGUAUGGAAGAGUGUAAUAAAUGUCCUCUUUGUAUGACAAGCAAACAACAGGUUUGUGGUAAAUAUCAGGCAUAUUUCUGUCCUUAUUCCCGAAAAUCAGGAAUUUAUCUUUUUGUCGGUAGAAUCCUUGAUAUAUUUAUAAAAGUAUGUUACUUAUACAUAUACUACAUAAUACAUGUAGUACAUAUUUUCAAAUUCAGAGAGAUAUUUAUCCCGAAACGUUAA